Salarias fasciatus (jewelled blenny) is the source of this 2125-nucleotide messenger RNA. RefSeq names its product PRELI domain containing protein 3B-like. The transcript is spliced from 6 exons. The coding region runs from base 98 to 679 and encodes 193 amino acids. Gene Ontology annotation, cellular component: mitochondrial intermembrane space. Lineage: Eukaryota; Metazoa; Chordata; Actinopteri; Blenniiformes; Blenniidae. The record is from RefSeq and is a predicted model, not a curated record.
UGUCUCCUUCACCCCUCCUCCCUCCUUCCUCCUUCCUCACCCCGGUCACGCUGUCGUUAGUCGCCGGCUCCCGAGCUCUGAUAAGAAAGCCUCUAAAAUGAAGAUCUGGGCGUCAGAGCACAUUUUCAACCACCCAUGGGAGACGGUGACCAAGGCAGCGAUGCAGAAGUACCCCAACCCGAUGAACCCCAGCGUGUUUGGUGUGGAUGUCCUGAACAGAAACGUGGACACAGAAGGACGAUUACACAGCACCAGACUGCUGAGCACGGAAUGGGGGCUCCCCGCCAUCGCCAACUCAAUCAUCGGAGUGACAAGAACAUGCACUUACGUUCAGGAACAUUCAGUAGUGGACCCCAAACAGAAGACCUUUGAGCUAAAAUCUACAAACAUCUCCUUCACUAACCUGGUGUCUGUGGACGAAAAGCUGACGUACAAGCCGCAUCCUCAGGACCCUGAAAAGACGGUGCUGACGCAGGAGGCUCUGAUCAGUGUGAAAGGUGUCAGUCUGAGCAGCUACCUCGAGGGGCUCAUGGCCAAGACCAUAUCUGCCAACGCUGGCAAGGGCCGGGAAGCCAUGGAGUGGGUCAUCAGACGGCUAAACACAGAAAUCGAGGAGCUGGCGGCCACCGCCCGCGGCUCCAUCCGUGUCCCCAUGGCGGCGGCCGUGGCAGAUAAAUGAUAGCGGCCUUCCUGCCGAGCUCCACCUUCAUGGACCGAUGGACCUCUCAGACAUUUUCCCCUCAGAGGGGACCUCUCCAUCAUCCGCCAACGCAGCCUACUAGCCACAGCCCCAUCCAUCCGACCCGGCGUAUGCUUGUCUGUGUGUGUUUUGUGACAGGAAGACUGUCUGCUCUCCCGCAGCAACACUGCCCUCUGUGGGGAGUGACGGAAAGUGCAGAGCUGAUGACAGUUGAAAACCUUUCUUUUUAACUGAAUUGGACUGCACUCGAAGCUCACAGCACUUAGUCUUGUAAUACGAACGCUCUUUUUACGAAGAAAAAUAAUCACACUGUGCCUCCAUGUCAUCUCAUCAGCUUCCUUUUAUUUUUUUUUUUCCUCUUCUGACUUUACUGUUUCCAGACUUAGGUUAGCGUUUAACUGAAGCUUUUUUUCUCCUUUCUCAGUGCUGACUGUGAUUUUCAUGCUGGAAAACAAACGCCUAUUGUGCCACCAGGAGAAAAUGUAGGAUUUUUCCAGAUUUUUGUAGUCCAGAUUGGUUACAGGUUCACAUUGUUGAUACUGAUAGUUCUGUAAAGCAAUCUGUUUUCACAAGAAUCCCCCAGGUGGACCAGAGGUUCAUUUUACAUCCCUCUAAUAUUUAUUUCUGGUGUAUUCAGCAGUUUCCACUUUGCAUUGGUCUUCUGGUGAGUCUCUCCUCAUCUUUCCUCUCUUAGACAUGAUGUGCUGCGUAGUUCAGUGUUACAGUGCAGGUUUGAAUGUUCAGCUCGCUCAGCUGACGGCGACAGAAAAGCUCUUGAAACUGGCAAAUUAACGUCAACUUUAUUUUUUUGUGCACAACCACAGGAGGAGUGACAUUCAGAGUCGCUCACUUUGCCAACGUGGACUGUUAACAUGAAAGUGACUUUAUUACCCUAAAACACUUUACCAAGUCUUUAUUUAACCGAUCCACUGUGUGUGUGAAGUAGUGAACGCUCACGUCUUUCCCAUGUGACUGAUUGUUAAAAGCUGUUACCUUGUGGUGAUGUUCAAGCAGCAGUGCAGUUUUUGUGAUACUUCUGUCGUCUGCGGUUGUUUCACGGACGACUCGCGCUCUUCACCACAAAUGAAAAGAGAAUUUACAUUGUGACAGUUUGCAGUACAUCUAAGGUAGUUUACAGUGUUAAACUUCACAGGUCAUUUUCCUCUCUCCUCCUGUUGAAUGGAUCUUUUCGUUGGUUGUGUUUUAUCUGUCCUCUCCUCUCUCUGUGUCACCCGGCUCAGGAUGAAUGUUUGGUGAGAGAGCGAAAGUGUUUUUUCUAAGGGGAACAUGUUAAAGAACAGGGCUGUAAAUAGGCUCCUAUUUAUACUUUGGUGGUGUUACAUUCCAAGAAUGUGAACGUGGAAACAGAACCUCAAGAGUACACACUGAAAUGUUUCGAAAAUAAAGAUGUCAUUGUUUCAUGAA